Messenger RNA from Spirodela intermedia, 1503 nucleotides. The record is from the annotation of a GenBank genome assembly. Lineage: Eukaryota; Viridiplantae; Streptophyta; Magnoliopsida; Alismatales; Araceae.
AUGGCGGAGGAGGCGAAGGCGGCCAUUAUCCCCGAGUCGGUUCUGAAGAAGAGGAAGCGCGCCGACGAGUGGGCCUUGGCCAAGAAGAAUGAACUCGAACAGCAGAAGAAGAAGAAUGCUGAGAACCGGAAGAUCAUCUUCAACAGGGCCCUUCAGUACGCUAAGGAGUACGAGUCCCAGGUAGUGUGGAUCUUAUAUGUCUAUCUCACCGUGCGUCUGAUGCUUCCAUAUGUGUUGAAGGCUCCUUCCGGUGGACUAUGGCAGGGAGUGCUUAUGUUUCCUUGUUUUCCUGCGGUGCACAGGAGAAGGAGCUGAUCCAGUUGAAGCGCGAGGCUAGGUUGAAGGGUGGGUUCUAUGUCGCCCCCGAGGCCAAGCUUCUCUUCAUCAUUCGCAUCCGAGGGUGAGCCAAUAUCUCCCAAUCAUCUUCCAUUUAUUUUGCUUGCAUCCCUUCCGAUGCAUCAUCUAGACGCACUUCAAUAUUGUUCCGAUCAUCUUCCAUUCAUGCCGUUGUCAGUCUUGUUUCUCUCGGUUUCAUUUGUCCUCCCCUCUGCCCCUCCGGUGAUUUCGAAAUAAUUAUCAAUUCUUGAUGGAAAGCAGCCGCAGCCUUAUCUCUUGUGGGGUUUGCGUGAUCCGUGCUUGGUUUCGCCUCCUUCUGAUAUCUCUUUCCGUCGAUUGUGUCAGGAGAUGCUCUAGUUGAUUAUUUUUCUGCAUAAUCUCCUCUGUUCAUUGUUCUAACGACACAAGAGCCUUUUUUUGAUACCAGUAUCAACGCGAUGCACCCCAAGACCCGGAAGAUAUUACAGCUCCUGCGUCUCCGUCAGGUGUGUAGACGCUCUUUCUGAGUCCAUCCCUCUUCGCUUCGUCUGUUGAUUGAUUUGCCCAGGAGUUGAGCUGUUAUCUUUUCCACAGAUCUUCAACGGGGUGUUCCUCAAAGUGAACAAGGCCACCCUCAACAUGCUCCACAGGGUCGAGCCUUAUGUGACUUAUGGGUACUGUAAAUGUCCCAGUAUAUGCUGGGCAUCCCGGGAAUGUAUUCCCAUUGAUAUCUGAUCUGGGAUAUGAAUAUCAUCGCUCACGGGUGGGGGUGUUUUCAGGUACCCCAACUUGAAGAGCGUCAGGGAGCUGAUCUACAAGAGGGGUUUUGGUAAACUGAACAAGCAGAGGACCGCGUUGACCGACAACGCCAUUGUGGAACAGGUUGGGCACAUCUCCAGUUCUUGACGAGGAACAAGUUUUUUAAUUUUCGUCUGCAGGGUGUGUGAGUUUAACGGACCCACAUGGUUUCAGGCGUUGGGUAAGUACGGGAUCAUCUGUGUCGAGGAUCUGAUCCACGAGAUCAUCACCGUCGGGUCUCACUUCAAGGAGGCCAACAAUUUCUUGUGGCCGUUCAAGCUCAAAGCCCCGCUCGGUGGUCUCCAGAAGAAGAGGAAUCACUACGUCGAAGGAGGAGACGCCGGUAACAGGGAAAAUUUCAUCAACGAGCUCAUCAGGAGGAUGAACUAG